CUCGGCUCGAAACUCCUGCGCUGUUGGGCAGCCAUCUUGGAUCUCGCUUUGAACGAGAGGCAACGGACGCGGCUGUUCGGGUGGAAUGGAACCGUCAACAAGCACGUCGUCCCCGCGGCUCCGACGCCUGUGAUCACCCGCUCUACCCCGCCGCUGCAGUUACCACUGAAUGUACCGGACAGUCCGUCUGAAGGAUCGUUCGAUGAGCAGAUUGUAUUUGGGGGAGAUCGCAGCGGAGGCCCCGUGAAGUGCAAUUUUCUUUAUUCUUACUUGAACCGGACAUCCGAAAUAUGAAGCAGACAGCGACGCCAGGGCUAAAAGUAUUAUGUUUUUAACAGCGCACAAGUUAGCCGGUCUCAUUCGCUAUUUUGGGAUCUGUUAGAUGGCUUGCGAUCGGUGAUUAAACGCAGUAACGUCAGCGAGCGUCCGGAAUAUUUCUCCCAAACUUUUAACAAGUUUGUUACCAGCUUUAGAAGCAAAUCAAUGCUAUUGACCAAGCGUGUAAUCUAUCAAAUAGAUAUUUCCCCCUUCGUUGCACCGCAGAACCUGCUGCUUAAAUCGUAAUUCCGGAAAAGCAGCUUUCCAUCAACACUAUGUCAACAACAAGAGCCCCCCUGCCCACCGUCAACGAGCGGAAGGCUGAAAAUCACACAACGAAUGGUCAUGGCCGAGGAGAGGUGACCUCUCGAUCUGUGAGGUCGAGUGGUCGAAACCGAAAUUCUGGCUCGGGAUUGGACGAUGUGCACCCUCUUAUUGGGAAUUACCGACUUCUAAAAACCAUUGGAAAGGGCAACUUCGCCAAGGUCAAACUGGCUCGCCAUAUCCUCACAGGAAGCGAGGUGGCAAUAAAAAUUAUUGAUAAAACCCAGUUAAAUCCAACAAGUCUUCAAAAGCUUUCCAGAGAAGUCACAAUCAUGAAGAAUUUAAACCACCCGAAUAUUGUCAAACUGUUUGAGGUGAUAGAGACAGAGAAGACACUGUUUCUUGUAAUGGAGUAUGCCAGUGGAGGUGAGGUGUUUGACUACCUAGUGGCUCAUGGAAGGAUGAAAGAGAAAGAGGCCAGAGCUAAAUUUAGACAGAUUGUGUCAGCUGUGCAGUAUUGUCACCAAAAACACAUAGUUCACCGAGACUUGAAGGCUGAAAACCUGCUGCUAGAUGCUGAUAUGAACAUUAAGAUAGCUGACUUUGGCUUCAGUAACGAGUUCAUGGUGGGAAAUAAGCUGGACACGUUUUGCGGCAGCCCCCCUUACGCUGCUCCCGAGCUCUUUCAGGGUAAGAAGUACGACGGGCCGGAGGUGGACGUGUGGAGUUUGGGUGUCAUACUCUAUACGCUGGUCAGCGGCUCCCUGCCCUUCGAUGGACAGAAUCUCAAGGAACUGCGUGAACGUGUGUUACGUGGUAAAUAUAGGAUCCCUUUUUACAUGUCAACUGAUUGUGAGAAUCUUCUCAAGAGAUUCCUGGUCCUGAACCCAGCCAAGAGAGGAACGUUAGAGCAAAUUAUGAAGGAACGCUGGAUCAAUGCUGGCUUUGAGGAUGAUGAACUCAAACCCUUCCAUGAGCCAGAGGCCGACAUCUCUGACCAGAAAAGAAUAGAUGUGAUAGUGGGAAUGGGCUUCUCCAGAGAGAAGAUCCACGAGUCUUUGUCCAAAAUGAAUUAUGACGAGGUCACAGCCAUAUACCUACUGCUGGGAAGGAAGACCAAUGAGGAGGUCAGUGAAUCCAGCUCUAAUAGUAAUCUUUCCGUGGCAAAGACCAGACCCACCAGUGAGAUGAACGGCCAGUCGCCAUCUCACCUGAAGGUCCAGAGAAGCGUCUCCUCCAGCGAAUCCAGAAAAUCCAGACGCCAUAGUGAACAAGUUGGUGUGGUCGCUAACUCAGCGUUGAGUAACUCCAAGAAGACGGUUCCUGUCACAGCCGACGGUGACGUCAAACAGGAAGGUGGUGUCACAGCACGUAAGCCGCCCUCUCACAGUCCCCCCAGCCCACUCCUGGGUAAUGCCAACAACCCUAACAAAACAGAAAUACCUGACCGGAAGAGAGGAAACUCCAUCACGCCUAAUAAUAAUUCUGGAUCAGGAGGCAUGUCAAGGAGAAACACGUACGUGUGCACUGAGAGAAACAACACAGACCGCCUUUCUGUCAUUCCUAAUGGGAAAGAGAACAGUGUGACGUUGUCUCCUGGCUCACGGGACCCGGGUGCUUCCACUCACAGCAUCAGCACUGCUGCCACUCCUGAUAAAACGCGUUUCCCACGAGGCUCCGCGAGCCGCAGCACCUUCCACGGACAGCUGAGAGAUCGUCGCACGGCCACCUACAACGGCCCGCCCGCCUCGCCUACGCAACCUCGCAGCCGCGGUAAUGCCAACAACCUGCUCACCAAGCUGACCUCCAAACUCACGCGCAGAAAUAUGUCAUUCAGGUUUUCCAAAAGAGUCUCAACCGAGUUUGAGAGAAGCGGGAGAUUUGAGGGCUCAAGUCGCCAUGUAUCUGGGGAUCAGCAGAAAGAUGAAGGGAAAGAUGGAAAAGACGGGAAACCCCGCUCUCUCCGUUUCACCUGGAGUAUGAACACCACCAGCACCAUGGAGCCAGCCGACAUCAUAAAUGAGAUCCGCAAAGUUCUGGACGCCAACAGCUGCACUUACCAGCAGCGCGAAUGCUUUCUGCUUCUCUGUGCCCACGGGGACAGCCGCACCGACAGCCUCGUCCAAUGGGAGAUGGAGGUGUGCAAACUGCCCCGGCUCUCACUUAAUGGUGUCCGUUUUAAGAGGAUAUCUGGCAACUCCAUCGCUUUUAAGAACAUUGCUUCCAAAGUUGCAGGCGAACUCAAGCUAUGAAUAUAUCUUUAAUCUAACCACAUAGAGGAAUUUAUGAAAUGGUUCAGUUCAGUAUAGACAAACAAAUUAAGCUGUACAAUCGUAAAGUAGCAGUUUCCGAAUGUUGUUUUUUUUUCUUUCCUUUUUUUUUUUUUUUUUUUUUUUU
Messenger RNA from Labeo rohita (rohu), 2979 nucleotides. RefSeq names its product MAP/microtubule affinity-regulating kinase 3a (gene mark3a). The coding region runs from base 594 to 2834 and encodes 746 amino acids. Gene Ontology annotation, molecular function: protein serine/threonine kinase activity; ATP binding; protein binding. The transcript is spliced from 18 exons. Lineage: Eukaryota; Metazoa; Chordata; Actinopteri; Cypriniformes; Cyprinidae. Gene Ontology annotation, biological process: protein phosphorylation; intracellular signal transduction. The record is from RefSeq and is a predicted model, not a curated record. Gene Ontology annotation, cellular component: cytoplasm; plasma membrane.